Porites evermanni is the source of this 3330-nucleotide messenger RNA. NCBI's taxonomy places the organism in Eukaryota, Metazoa, Cnidaria, Anthozoa, Scleractinia, Poritidae. The record is from the annotation of a GenBank genome assembly.
AUGUUACCCGUUUGCCCUACCAUGUUUUCAAUGACAAUGGUCUCCAAUUUGCGCGAUCAAUUCCCUCGUGGACUUUACGAGUCUUCCGAAGUAUCUACGAAGAAUAGCGACGUCCAUGUAACAGUCAUUCAAGAUAAGUGUACGUUAUUUUUACGACAAUUGUCUCAUUUGCUGAUUCACAGUGUUUGUUCAUCUUUUGGAGGCCUUGAAACUGAGUUUUUUUUAAUUAAAUUCACGAUACACGAAAAAUAAAAACGGCUAAUCACGCAUCGCGAAAAUACCCUGUACGACCCUCGUCUUCUUUUUGCUAAUUAUGCCAAGUUAUGUGCUCCUGGAGUGCACGUGCAAAACCGCUGUUCUUAAGAACUGUUUAUCAAACCCUUUUUCGGAUUUCAAAAAAAAAAAAAAAACGGAAAGAAAGGGAGUCCAAGAACAUGUAUCUCAGCGUUGAAAUCCGCUUUCAGAUUUCGCGUUUGAUUGCAAAUCGGAAGUCCGGAUUUUGAAAUCUAAAUCCAGAUUUCCCAAUCGAACGCAGCCAUACUGAGUCUUCAAAGAUGAAAAUAGACAGCUGUUGGGCUCACAAUAAUCUCCACCUGGGUCAUCAUCAUUGAAUAACAUUUGUCUUCGGGCAACCCCCCCCUUUUUUUUUUAUUAAUCUUGCAAAAGGAGUUCUUAUAAUAUAUCUGGCGGCGGGGUUUGAAGCUCCCGAUUUUAAUGUUUAAGAAAUGUGCAGGGAACAAUUUUAAGCAAAUUAUGGGUUUCUUUUUUUGUAUUCAUGAAAUGGGGGUUUUCUUAAUUCAUAACGUAAACAGUUGUCAUGGUAUUAGCAUCAACUGAUCUCCACAUUGUACUGAGAGACCUAUUUUAUGCUCAGAAUAGUUUGUGUCAUAAUGAAAUUCAAUUCAAUUCAAAGACUGUGUCUAAAGCUAUUUUACCGCGGACUCUUCAUCGAGGGAGACACAAAUGACACGCAUUUCGUUUUUCACUUCGUUAAUUUCCCUGGUAAACAUCCUAAACGGUUCAAAAAGUUUCCUAUCCUUUCCAGAUUUCAAAUUGCGUCACUACGCAGAAAAAAUUAUCGGGAGAAGACUGAAUGGAAGCACUAUCAAACAGCUGAAUGUGACAUCAGAAAUGUCUUGUCAAAUUGAAUGUGUGGCAGAUAACCGCUGUUUAUCGUACAACUUAAUUCCGAUUCUAGGCAUGGAUGUAUUAAUCUGUGAAGUCAGUGACUCUGAUAGAUUUGUUGGGUAUCAGAAUUUUACAAGCGAAGUUGGGGGCAUCUACAGAGGAUUAGAGGUAAAAGUAAAUGAGGAGCUAAUUUCUUUCUUGUAAGUAAAUAUGUAUAGCGCUAAAGACCCUAGUUGUCUGAAUAAGCCUAACUUAAUCUUACCUAUAUACCCGCCUCGACUAGUUUUAACUAUUUGUGGGUACUAUUCAAACGCAAAAUGUCUGUUUCUUAAUAAAUUGUGUGUGUUGUUGUUGUUGUUGGGUUUAGAUCUAAUUUGAAUAAGGUAUGCUGGUAGUGAAUCUAAUUUCUGUAAUAUGAAACGAAAAACAGGGAAUUAUUACGUGGCGUUAUAAAGUUUUUUUUGAGAUGGCAUAGUGCAGAAUCGCAGCUAUAUGAACUUUGAUUCUUUAUAGCCUACUCACAUAAAAAGAAUUCUUCUUGUGCGCAAUAUUGUUAUAAUGGAGUAAAAAAAAAAAGAAAAAAAAGAAAAAAAAAGCAUUUUAUUUGAGUGUCAAUGUAUUUAGCACGAAAGUGCUAAUUGGGGACACUAUAUUUUACGUCUCCUAAUGGAGACAGGACCGCCAUUUUACGUGGUCAUCCGAGCCACGCGAAGGUCCAGCCAUUUGAAGGGCAAAGGAAGUACCUUCAUUUCUCAGUUAUUUUAAGACUCUGAGUAUUGGUCCGGCCCCGGGAAUCGAACCCGCGACCUCCCGCUCUGCAGUCAAGCGCUCUACCGACUGAGCUAACCCUGCCGCGGGAGUACUUGUCGAUAAGUAUGUAACUAUUUUUCAGAGUAUCUGUGAAAGAGAAUCACCGUGUGCGAACGAUGAUCAGGAUGAAGUGUGCAUUCCUGACUACGAAGACGACGCUAGGCAUUUCUGUAAAUGUAUAGGCUGGUAAACAAAAUAAAAAUUAAAUUAAUACUUCGCCAACUCCAUGAGAGCAGAGCUUUUUAACAGCCCCCUGCCGUCCCCCCCCCGAAAAAAAACAAUCGUGACAUAUCAUGAUUCUUGUUUCGCAAACUGUGUUAAGACAAAUGAUAAUCUCUGAGGAGCGAGAAAGUUCCUGUCUGUUUCCAGAACUCAGUUUAACGGGAUCAAUUUUAUUGAUUUACUGUUGUUCUGAAAGAAAUACCACAAAGAAAUCGAAUUUAUUACGUCUCAGUUAUGCCAAGUUGGCCCAUGUAAGGUAAUCAGAGACGUUUUUGGAAUCUGGAUUCCACUCAGUGGAUUCGGGAUUCCGGAUUCUAAUCGUAAGCGGGACUCCGGAUUCCUUAAGCUGCAUGCCGUAUUCCACAAGAAAAAAAUUCCUGGAUUGCGGGAUACGGAUUACCUUACAGGAGGCGAAACGAUUGUAUUUAGUCUGUACAAGAAUGAAGUGCCAUUAUUAGUUAUCCCUCAUGUUAAUACAAUUGUGGCGUUGGGUCGCUGAGGGGAAUGCAGCAGUAGACCAAAACAGAGGUGAUAAAGAUAGUUGGAGUUUCAAAACCCGAUGUUUCAACAAGCAAUAGCCCUUAGUCAGAGAGAUUCGGUUUGCUUUGACUAGCCUGAGUAUAGGAAGGUGUUUCUCGAAAAAGGGGGAAGAGCUGGGAGAGGGCAACAGUGGAGACAGCGAAGGGAUAGAAACAAAAAUCUCCGCUCUCCUAAGGAGAACCUGAUACUCAAGCUUCGCUCCGACGGUUGGCUAUAUAUCGUUCGAAGUGUCAGGUUUUCAAAGGUAAUUGACUUACUAGUAGUCAAACUAGCCUAUGGAACAAAAUUUUUGCAUUUAAUCUGUAGUUACUUUCCGUCGGAUCAACGCGGAUUCCAGCACGGAUCUUUUUUGUUGAAAAACUGAAGCAGAUUUUCCCAACGCGGACUAUCUCACUUUUACUAUUUGUAUCCCUAAUCACUUAAGGCCUCAUACAAUGGUUUUCCAAUUCAGAAUGCCUAAUGCAUUGUCAAGACCUUUACUUAAAGGGUUCCACGACUGAUGGAGUGUACUUGGUUUACCGUGACAACGAAGAACCCAUUAAAGUGCUCUGUGACAUGACAACUGAGGGGGGUGGAUGGACGGUCUGUCAAAGACGAAUGGAUGGAUCAGUGUUCUUCUACUUGGGAUAG